Octodon degus (degu) is the source of this 3718-nucleotide messenger RNA. RefSeq names its product tRNA splicing endonuclease subunit 2 (gene Tsen2). NCBI's taxonomy places the organism in Eukaryota, Metazoa, Chordata, Mammalia, Rodentia, Octodontidae. The transcript has 12 exons. The record is from RefSeq and is a predicted model, not a curated record. The coding region runs from base 397 to 1740 and encodes 447 amino acids. Gene Ontology annotation, molecular function: tRNA-intron lyase activity; nucleic acid binding. Gene Ontology annotation, biological process: tRNA-type intron splice site recognition and cleavage; tRNA splicing, via endonucleolytic cleavage and ligation. Gene Ontology annotation, cellular component: tRNA-intron endonuclease complex.
GGCUGGUUUUGCGGCCUCGCUACUUGACGGCUCGGCGGGUGUCCGCCCCCGAGCGGGGUUGCCGGGUAACGGAGAGCGAGUGGACCAGACCAGGGAGCCCUGAAAGUCUUCAGGAAACGUGGUUGGCAGAGUGAAGCCAGGGACAAAAGUCCCAGCAGGCAGGGAUCCACGGCCACUGUCUGUGAUCCCUGUCCAUGAAAAUUCUCCAACUGCCUCCCCAGAGACAGUGGCGGAGAUCAACCCUGCUUGAAGAGCACAUUUUUGUGCCUCUCAUCUUCUGGGUAACUGCUUCGUAAAGAUCCUGUUUUCCUCACAGACCACAGCGCUUUGCAAGACUCACCGUCAAUGAUCAGUGUAUUACUAGCUAUUUCUUUAAAGGGCUCUUGCCUUUGAGGGAUGGCAGAAGCUGUGUUCCAUGCCCCAAAGAGGAAAAGAAGAGUAUAUGAGAGCUAUGAGUCUCCCCUGCCAAUCCCACUUGGUCAGGACCUAGGUGCUCAGAAGGAAUUCAGAACUUUCCGUGCCGAGAUGAUUGACAACCAUGUGAUUGUGAGGAGCCCGGCGGACAUGGAGCAGCUGUAUGGGAAAGGUUAUUUUGGAAAAGGCACUCUCUCAAGAAGCCGUCCAAACUUCUCAGUGUCAGACCCUAAGCUGGCUGCUAAAUGGAAAGAUGUGGAGACCAACAUGCCCAUUGUCACAUCAGAGAGGUAUCAGCGUCGUCUGGCAUGGGCCGCAGAUCUGCUGCGCAGACAAGGCCAGGACGAGAGCACCAUCCGCAGAGUCCUCGAGGAGUACACGAGGCCUCUCAAGCAUCCCAAUGGGGAGAGUGAUGCAGAGGGGCAACUUGGGGCUGGGCUCGUGGCGGGGACAGGGGCACCUCCUAGGAUGGAUGGAGCCUCUGGGACCACGGAGGAGAUGGGAGAACCCAGCCUGGGCUCUGGCCCUAACCCACUGGCUGCAGCCAGCUUUGGGGAGUUCACAGGAGAGGACUCCACACCUGCUCCCCAGGCCCCCAGCUGUGCACCAGAUGGACUCAGCCCACAGUGUGGCCUUCAGCCUGUGGCCAGCAGCCCACUAGCCAGCGUCCUUUGUACCAGAGAGAAGGAGCCCGGCCCUGAGUUCAUGCUGGUGGAGGAGGCGAGCAGCAGGAGCGAGGAGGAGGACCCCCCAGAGGAGUUGGUGCAAAGAAAGAAAUUAAUAUGCAGAAGAAACCCCUACAGGAUCUUCGAGUAUCUGCAGCUCAGCCUGGAAGAGGCCUUCUUCCUGGUCUAUGCACUGGGGUGUCUGAGUGUCUACUACAAGGAGGAACCUCUGACGAUCGUAAAGCUUUGGCAAGCGUUCACAGCAAUUCAGCCCACAUUCAGGACAACCUAUGGGGCCUACCACUACUUCCGGAGCAAGGGCUGGGUGCCCAAGGCGGGGCUCAAGUAUGGGACAGAUCUGCUGCUGUAUCGGAAAGGCCCUCCAUUUUACCACGCAAGCUAUUCUGUCAUCGUGGAGCUCGUGAAUGAAUGCUUCACAGGCCCGCUCCGUAGACCUUUCACUUGGAGGUCACUGGCGACCCUCAGCAGAGUUUCGGGCAAUGUCUCCAAGGAACUUAUGCUGUGCUACUUGAUUAAACCCUCUACCAUGACAGAUGAAGACAUGGAGUCCCCAGAAUGUCUGAGGAGAAUUAAGGUUCAGGAGGUGAUUGUCAGCCGGUGGGUGUCUUCCCGAGAGAGAAGCAACCAAGAUGAGCUAUAGUGAUCUGGCCUGAGGCCCGUCAUUCCACCAACAACCAGGUUUAGGAUACAAUGAAAAGUCCUUCUGGGUCACCCAUUCAUCAUGGAAAAGGGCUGGAUGCUUUCAGAGUCAGAAAACAAGUUGUGUUAUAAAAAACAAAGUUACAGCCCUUGAGAGUGGCUCACAAAGUGUGUGUCUACCGUGCACAAGGCCCUGGGCACCAUCCACACAGAGGCCUGUGCUGCGACUACAGAUACUUCACAAACUAAGCCCAAGCUUGCUGACUCCGCCCUCACCCAGGCACUGGAAGUGACACCCAGCUGUUCAGCGGACUCCCUCGUAACACGGAGGCUGCUCUCGGAGUUUGCGUAGGACAGCACUUGCAGUUCAUAAAGCACCUUUGUACAAAGGUAUCUCUUGCUGCUCAUAUCUAGUCUGUUCCAGAGGGCAUCAGCAGAUUUAGGGAUCACCUAACCUCACAUUCCCAUCACUUCAAGUGGAAAAGACACCAGCGUGUUCCAGCUCUUCCAAGGACUUCUAGCUUUUCCAAGGACUUCAACCAAUGAGGUAUCCAGAGAGUUAUAUUACCUCCAAGGUCUCUUCAUUCUGUGACUGUUUUGUAGUGAGAUCAGAUAUCCUUGGCGUAUUAAUAGCAAGUGUGGUGUGUGGUCCCUGUAGCCAGGGUGCCAGAGUGCUCCUGUUUGAUGUGCUGGGCACAGGUAUAGCCUGGAGGCCUGUGACACUGAGCUCCAGUCACCUCAUCUGUAAACUCCACACAGUCACAGCGUGGGUGCUAGAGACAUUGCAUGAGGAAACCAGUAAAUGGGUGUAUCCUGAACAUGGAAGCAUCUUUGGGACACAGUGUGUCUGAAGAAAUAAAAGCUGCCAGUAAUUUUCAUUAUUCUACAUUUCCUCACACAUGUGACUGGGGAUUCAGGGCUUUUAAUAAUUUCAUCAGCACUGCCUCUACCCAAGGAGAGAAGAAAUAAAAGUUACCAAAAUAGUGGCAUAUAUUUCUAGUCUGUAGAAAGAACUCAUGGUAUGUUAGGUCUCUUUUCUGAUACUCCCUAGACACUAGUACAUCUUACUGUGUCUUAGUAUAGUGGCGUCAGGAUAACCCCUCAUCUGAGCACUGUUGUCAGUUGCAGAGACAUAGUGUAAGAAAAUGGUUUUUUUCCUCUUCAGGCUCUGAACUUCAUAAUUAUUUAUUUAGCAGUUCUGGGGCCUGAACCUAAGCCCUGCUACACCCUCAGCCCUUUUUCUUUCUUAUUUUGAGGCAAAGUCUCACCAGGUUUCCCCAGCUGGGCUUGAAUUUGUGAUCCUCCCACCUCAGCCACUGUUCCUAAUGUCUUCAUUUUAGAAUUUCUGGAAGAAGCUGAGGUUGGAAAAGUUAACCUUCAGGGGUGGAGACUGGGCAGGAACCCUAACCCCAAAAUACACCUUUAUCUUCAUUCCUCUACCCCAAUCCCAAGUAGUAUACUAGUUAAACUAGUCAAGGUGACUUCAUUUAAGGUUUUUGUUAAAAGUUUUAUUUAAAGAUCCCAACUUUCCAGUUUUCAUCAGUCGUCCAGCGAAGAAACGUUUCUCUAGACUUACGAGACCUAAUCAUAAAAGUUGUACUACAAAUUUCAUGAUUUUUUUGUGUAAAAUGCACACAUUCAUUGAUUCAAGCCUUAUAAAUGUGAAGCACAUUGUAAAAUAUUUCUAGUUACAUAUCCAAAAAAUUACACAUAUGGAAAUGCAGGAUGAGAAGAGGAGUUACUGUUUGGCUCUUCAGGCCAUGUAGUUCCCUAACGUAGGUCAUGAAAGAAAAGCAACAGUCUUAAAGAUUCAUAGGCAGGUGGUAACUAUUUAAAAAUUCAGUCAUAGUAAAUACUUGGUCAGGGUACUGGAGAAUGUGGAUUACCUACAUGGAAGGGUCUACGGUACCAUCAGUAAUGUUAAACCUUUUUAAAAAUAAAUAUUAUAGCUCGGUGGAUUAAAGUGCCUGCUUAGGCAG